Messenger RNA from Phytomonas sp. EM1, 1348 nucleotides. The record is from the annotation of a GenBank genome assembly. NCBI's taxonomy places the organism in Eukaryota, Euglenozoa, Kinetoplastea, Trypanosomatida, Trypanosomatidae.
UAACCUUUCUAUAUAUACGCAUGUAGCAUAUCUUGCAGUUGAAGCAAAACUGUAUUAUUAAAUUUGAACCGUCACAGAGAGUUUUGCUUCUCUUUAUUCUUGUGUACACUUAAAGACGAUGAUAAUGAGUUUUUAUAGUUUUCGGAGUUGCUCAUAUAUUGCUCGUAUGUCGCCCCCAGCCAUAACUUUUGCGUCAAGGCGAUCACGCAUAACUUCUCUGCGUCAUGUUUGUGGUAAUAAGAAGUUUUUUCCGGAUGUACUCAUGUUUUCCCCCCGCACGUUUCACCUGUCUGCGCAACUGCCACAAACGACUACUCUAGCUCCUCCUCAUGUAAGCGGCUUGGCGCGCAAAGGUAGCGGCAAAACAUCUGCGCGUGGAAAAUCACUGCUUACCGAACUAGAACGUCCUACCAUAUUUGAUAAUGAAGGAAAGGGAGAAGAAAAAUUAGUUUGCUCAGCAAAUUUAGAUGUUCAGAAAAUUAGCGGUGCGGAAAACCUUCCGAAAACAAUGAGAGUCCUACCGAAUCGAAAGCUGCACCGAAAUGCGGGAAUAGGAAGAAAAGGCAUGAUAAGUUGUUUAAAACCUUCUCAACACAUGAGGAAGUUAGAAGAACAUCUCUCGUCAUGCCGUAACUCAGAAACAUUUUUUCAUGCCCUUCCUACUUCACCUGCUGUUGAGAGGAAAUCUAAUGAAGCUAAGUAUUCAAGUUUCAACGAGCUCGAAGACCAGCAAAGCGUGUUAAGAGAAACUUUUGAUUAUGCCUUUAAGAACCACCGUGUGCGUCUACGUAAGGAUCCUGAUGUUUACCGCCGUGAGUGUGCAGCCUACUGCCGUGACCAUUCUCAAAUGAAGCGUCGCCGGCCCACUGCUCAAGAAGUGCGUCCCUACACUGAAGUUACGCUAGCCUCAGUUGAAGCUCUUCGUGCGUUAGCGCACCUUAACCCGAAGACUAGUUCCAUGCACACCGUCGUGCAGCAGGGCUUGCUCCUACAGCAGAGUGUGAUGAAUAAUCAAUUGAUGCUUAGUAAUCAGCGAGUCCUGGUGCGCUGUUUACGAUGCUUUCAUGUGUACCCGGCUCGACCGCGGACACUAUGGGGCACGCAACCAUCUAGUGAUGAUGGUGUGCACACUCAGCACAGUUGGUACUCCUAUCAGUUGGAGUUGGAAAAGGCUCGGAAGACAAGGCAGCUCAGACGCUGCCCACGUCUCCGGAAGCAACUCUACAGCAUAGGCCAUCAACGCACCGACUUUGAGGACAAUCCAACAUGUUGCCCUUUCUGUGGGAGUCCGAAGGCGCAGUGGGCCAUGGAAUAUGUUCACAAUCGGACCCAUGCCCGAUCGGCUUGA